Messenger RNA from Clupea harengus (Atlantic herring), 1406 nucleotides. Its product is annotated as hydroperoxide isomerase ALOXE3-like. Gene Ontology annotation, biological process: lipid oxidation. The record is from RefSeq and is a predicted model, not a curated record. Gene Ontology annotation, molecular function: oxidoreductase activity, acting on single donors with incorporation of molecular oxygen, incorporation of two atoms of oxygen; metal ion binding. Lineage: Eukaryota; Metazoa; Chordata; Actinopteri; Clupeiformes; Clupeidae.
GUAUAGGGUUUUGAGACUUUCAUAAUUUUCUGCCAAUGUUUCUCAUUGCAGAGUUUGUGCGACAGCACUGGCAAGAGGAUGAAUUCUUUGGCUAUCAGUUUCUCAAUAGCCUUAACCCAAUGACGAUUGAACAAUGUUCAGAACUUCCAAAGAACUUUCCGGUCACUGAUGAUAUGGUCAGAUCCUACCUACCAGGUGGUAGCUCUCUGAAGAAAGAGAUGGAGAAUGGUAACAUUUUCCUGUGUGACUACAAGGACUUGAACUCUGUGGUAGGAAAGGGAAAUGUCAUCCAUGACCGUCAGCAGUAUCUGGCUGCUCCUCUCUGUCUGCUCUACAAGACCUCGGAUGAAAAGCUCCUCCCCGUCGCCAUACAGCUGAAACAGGAGCCAGGGGAAGAAAACCCCAUAUUCCUCCCCUUGGAUAACCAAGACUGGCUCUUGGCCAAACUUUUUGUGAGAAAUGCUGAAUUCAAUGUGCAUGAGCUAAACUACCAUUUGCUUCGUACUCACUUGCUGGCUGAAGUCUUUUUCAUGGCAACUGUGAGGCAACUUCCCUCAGCACACCCACUAUUCAAGCUCCUGGUCCUCCAUUUCCGCUACACUUUACAAAUCAAUAUCUUGGCCCGAGACCAGCUCAUGUCUGAGGAAACCUUUUUCUCUGAGCACACAGGGAUUGGGUUAGUUGGUUCGACGGUGUUUUUGAGGAAAGCUUUAGCAACCCUGACAUACCGCUCCUUAUGUUUACCAGAGAACAUCAAAGCACGUGGUCUAGAGGAGAUGCCAAACUACUACUACAGAGAUGAUGGCCUCAAACUGUGGAACAUCAUCCAUGAGUAUGUUGAAGGAGUGUUGGGGUACUACUACACCUCUGAUGAUUACAUCCAGAGAGACACUGAGCUACAGCUCUGGAUCAAAGACAUUUUUGAAAAGGCUUUUCUUGAAAGACAAAGCUCAGGGAUACCACAGAGUUUCACUUCUUUGGAAGAGCUCAUCAAGUUUGCCACCAUGAUCAUUUUCACUGCAUCUGUCCAGCAUGCUGCCGUCAACAAUGGACAGUUUGACUUUGGUGGUUGGAUGCCCAACUAUCCCAGUUCCUUAAGACGUCCUCCUCCCUCCAGUAAGGGUCAAGCCAAAGAAGGUGAUGUCUUGGAGACACUGCCAGACAUUGGCACCACAGUGCACACAAUGACUGCUCUGUACCUGCUUAGCCAGAAGUCCUCCGACCAUUACAGCCUUGGUAAUUGUCCUGAGCAGCUAUUCACGGAGCGGAGGCCACUGGAAUUGACUGAUGAUUUCAGAAGAAAGCUUGAGGUCCUCAGCUACGACAUCAAAGCCAGGAAUGUUGGUCUUCCUUUGCCAUACACCUAUCUAGACCCAGAGAACAUCGAAAACAGUGUUGCCAUUUAA